UUAAGAAAGCAACACAAUCAUUUUACCUCACUCUUUUAUCUCUCAUUGAAUUCCUUACCAAACUCUCUACUUCUCUCUUUUACCUUCCCUUCACUCUUCUUCUAUGCAGAGGGCAUGGACGGUACCUUCGAUGAAUUUUUGGUUGACGAAUUCCUUGACUUCUCCAAUAAUGGUUCCGCUGAAGACGAAGAAGAAGAACACCCACCGGGGUAUAACGGUAAAAAACCAGAGAAAGUUGAAGCUGAAAAUAUUACCAAUUUAUCUGGAAAACAAGAGUUUAGUGAACUCAAUUUUCCGGAAAAUGACGAGGAUAACCUCGAAUGGCUAGCUCAUUUUGUUGAAGACUCAUUCACGCAUACUGCCGGAAAAUUACUGAACCAGUCGGUCCAAGACAAUAAAUCAUGCUUCGCCACUCCGGUUCAAACCGGGGCAAGAACCAAACAUACAGCCGCCGCCCGAGUUUGGUCACUUCCAUUGACCGAGUCAGCUUCCACUUCCACUUCCUCUUCCUCCACUACAACGACAUCGUUCUUGUCAUCACCUUGUUUCAUUCAUACAGCUGAGUCGAUAGUACGGAAGCCGGCGGCGGUGAAUAAGAGGAGGAAGAAGACGGCGGGAGGUGUGGUUCAACCACGGCGGUGUAGCCAUUGCGGUGUUCAGAAGACCCCACAGUGGCGGGCCGGUCCAAUGGGUGCAAAAACUCUUUGCAAUGCAUGUGGGGUCCGGUUUAAAUCCGGUCGGCUUUUGCCGGAGUACCGGCCGGCUUGCAGCCCGACGUUUUCGAGCGAGCUACAUUCCAACAAUCACCGGAAAGUUUUAGAGAUGCGGCGGAAGAUGGAAGUAGAAGGCGGCGGUUUGGCUCUAUCCGGUUCAGAAUUUUUGAAGAAUUAACUUUAACAUGGUAGGGUUUUUUUUUUAUUGGAAUUAAAAGUAGGUUUGUGGACUUUUUAUUUUAGUGAAGUAGUAGAAAUUUUAGAGGGAAAAAGGAAGAACCGGAGUCGGGGCCGGUUUAUUGUACAUUUCUGAUGCGAGAUGAUAGAUACUAGAUUGUGUAGUAGGUAUUCUACGGGUAACGGAUGAGGAGAGUUGUUUAUGUACUUUCCAGUCAUACUCAGAAGAAAAACGAAAAUGUAUAUUUA
Molecule: messenger RNA, 1139 nt
Organism: Nicotiana tabacum (common tobacco)
Lineage: Eukaryota; Viridiplantae; Streptophyta; Magnoliopsida; Solanales; Solanaceae
Product: GATA transcription factor 5-like
Biological process (GO): positive regulation of DNA-templated transcription; cell differentiation
Cellular component (GO): nucleus
Molecular function (GO): zinc ion binding; sequence-specific DNA binding
Source: RefSeq, a predicted model, not a curated record